Molecule: messenger RNA, 1974 nt
Organism: Drosophila albomicans
Lineage: Eukaryota; Metazoa; Arthropoda; Insecta; Diptera; Drosophilidae
Product: sodium-coupled monocarboxylate transporter 2-like
Exons: 8
Coding region: 78-1952 (624 amino acids)
Biological process (GO): sodium ion transport; transmembrane transport
Cellular component (GO): membrane
Molecular function (GO): symporter activity
Source: RefSeq, a predicted model, not a curated record
CGUAUUAAGCAGCUAAACGGAGCACAACAAACUUGAAGGAUAUGCAAAGAGGAUUGAAUGUAAAUUAAAACAGGAUAAUGUCGAGUACAAACGCAACACUGGCCACAACUAUGGCAACUCCUUCGGACACCUCCGAUGAGCUGCGAUUUGGCAUCACGGAUUAUGUGGUGUUCACUUUAAUGUUGGGCGCCUCUGCGCUCAUUGGCAUCUAUUUUGGAUUCUUCUCCAAGGCGAAAAACACCACCGAGGAGUAUCUGCGUGGUGGCAAAAAGAUGAAAACGCUACCCAUAGCUAUUUCACUAGUAGCCAGCCAACUGUCAGGAAUUGCGAUUAUGUCUGUGCCUGCGGAGAUGUAUUCGUUUGGCGUCAACUACUUUUUCAUGGUCAUCGCAAUGGUGGCAGUUGUGCCAAUUUUAAAUUAUAUUAUUGUGCCGGUGUUCUAUGAGAAUAAUGUCUCCAAUUGCUAUGAGUACCUCGAAGUGCGUUUUAACAAGCUGACGCGUCGACUGGUGACUGCAACAUUUGUGAUGAAUGCAUGCCUCAUGUUGCCCGUGUUUAUGUUCAUUCCAUCGCUGGCCUUUUCACAAGUAACUGGCAUGAACAUCCAUUACAUCAAUGUGAUUGUUUCGUCGGUGUGUGUUUUCUACACCAUGUUGGGCGGCAUCAAGGCGGUUGUCUGGACAGAUGUGGUCCAAGGCUGCAUUAUGCUCAUUUCUGUGGUGUUGGUCGGAGUGUUGGGCGUUAUACAAACUGGCGGAUUGGACGCUGUUAUUGAGAAUGCCAACCUCGGAGGACGUUUAGAUUUGAACUUUAGCCUCGAUCCACGUGUUCGCAUCACAGUUUGGAAUGGUUUCUGGGGAGGACUCUUCAUGUGGACGGGACACGUUGGUCUUAAUCAGAGUUGUGUGCAGCGUAUUGUCUCAUUGCCUUCUCUAGGUCAGGCCAAGAAGUCACUUGUAAUUGCUGGCUUUGGAUUUGUCAUCAUCAUGGGCAUCAACUGCUGCACUGGCAUUAUAAUGUUUGCUCGUUAUUACGGCUGCGAUCCCAUGAUGGCUGGAAUGGUCAGCAAACCGGAUAAAAUGAUGCCCUUCUUCAUUCAAGACAUCAUGGGUAAUCUGAUCGGCAUGCCGGGACUGUUUAUCUCAUGUGUCUUCAGUGCCGCCCUCAGCACCCUCUCCGCCACUCUCAACUCGUUGGCCGGUGUCAUCUACUUCGAUUACAUUCGCCCCUUCAUUCGUCACACCGAGGCACGUGCGAAUGCAACCAUGAAGCUGGUGAUCAUUGCCAUGGGCAUUUAUUGCAUUGUGGGUGGCUAUGCGGUGCAGAACUUCAGCUCCAUUAUACAGACUGUGAUCACGAUCACAGGCAUUAAUACUGGCGCCGUUGUGGCCGUCUUCUUCCUCGGCAUGCUCUAUCCACGUGCUAAUGGCAAGGUUGCCGUGACCAGCAUCAUAUUCAGCGUGCUCAUCAUGUUCUUCCUCGUCGUCAAGGGACAAAUGAGCUUCAAGGCGGGUCACAUCAAAUACGAAGGAUUGCCAAACUCCAUGGAUCUAUGCGAUGCACCACAAUUUCAUGUGAUUGCCAAUGCCAUUCGCAACAAUCACACGACGCCAAUUAAACCUACUCCGGUUCCGGAAAUUCCACCUUUGGUCACUGGCGCCUUUGAAAGCAAUCGAGAGUUUUCAGUAUUUGAAAUAUCAUUCUAUUGGUACAAAGUUAUUGGUAUUCUGGCAACAAUUCUCUGGGCUGUUCCCGCAAGUUACAUAUUUAAGUCGGAUGAAAAGAAUGUACAGAAUCCCAAACUCUUCUCACCGUUCAUACGCAAGUUUUUGACUCCCCAUCAAGUUAGAGAAUUGGAGGAACUGCCUCUGAAUGGAGAUCAAUUAAAAGAGAAACCUGAGCUGCAUAUUGAUAUAACCAAAUUUGAAAAACCAAAAUAUGACACAGAUUGAAUUUCAAAGUUUAUUCCGCUCC